AUGCAUGCAGCUGUGUGUGGUGGAAGACAUGGUCUAUGCGACGCAAUGCGGCCGGCCAGUGGAGCUGAAUUACUGAGAUACUUAAGAAAAGUUAAUUUCACUGGUUUGAGUGGUGAUGAAUUCCACUUCGAUGCAAACGGUGAUGGUCCAGCCCGCUACAACAUCCUGCACUUCAAGCAGGUCACUCGAGGAGUCUAUGACUGGGUGAAGGUGGGACAGUACCUCGAUGGUGAACUACAAUUGCAUAUAAAUGCGAUCCAAUUUAAAUGGGGCGAGCGGAAACCGCCUGAGUCGGUAUGCAGUGCGGAGUGUGAGCUGGGUCAAGCCAAGCAGUACGUGGAGGGAGAAAGCUGCUGCUGGCACUGCUUCAACUGCACGCAGUAUGAGAUACGAUCACCAUUUGUGGAGACGGCCUGUAUGGUCUGUCCUCGUGGGACUCUCCCAGACGUGACCAGGACAAACUGCAGGCCCAUACCGGAAGUAUACCUACGACCGGACUCUGCCUGGGCCAUUGGUGCAAUGUCUUUUUCUUCGGUCGGAAUUCUAUUGACUGCGUUUGUUUGCGGUGUUUGGGUCCGGCAUAGUUCAACUCCAGUUGUUCGUGCGAGUGGGAGAGAGCUAUCAUACGUCCUGCUCGCUGGAAUCCUCAUGUGCUACUUGGUCACCUUCGCUCUGGUCUUUCGACCCACGGAUAUACUUUGUUCUAUACAACGAUUCGGCACUGGUUUUUGCUUCACCGUAGUAUAUGCAGCACUUCUGACGAAGACCAACAGAAUAUCUCGUAUUUUUAACGCAAGUAAACACUCUGCGAAAAGACCUAUCCUUAUCUCUCCCAGCUCUCAACUUGCUAUAUGUACUGCUCUUAUAUCUAUACAGGUUCUGAUCGUGGUCGUUUGGAUGAUAGUAGCUCCGGCCCGAGCGAUGUAUCACUAUCCAACACGGGAAGACAAUAUGCUGGUGUGCGACUCAUAUGUGGACGCAUCAUACAUGAUCGCCUUCUUCUACCCUAUCGUGCUCAUCCUCGUGUGUACCGUGUAUGCAGUGCUGACCAGGAAGAUCCCCGAGGCAUUCAACGAGAGCAAGCAUAUUGGGUUUACCAUGUAUACGACCUGUGUGAUCUGGCUGGCAUUUGUGCCUCUGUACUUUGGAACUGCGAGUCACGUGCCACUGCGCAUCACGAGCAUGGCGGUCACCAUAUCUCUGAGUGCAAGUGUCACCCUCAUCUGCUUGUUUUCUCCGAAAUUAUACAUAAUUCUCAUACGGCCGGAAAGGAACGUACGUCAGAGCAUCAUGCCGGUGCGUUACAGCCGGAAGCCGAUGGGCGCCCUUCCCCAUCCGGCCGUUAAAAAGCCACCUUGUGCUGAUAAAGAAACACAGACAGCUGCAGCCGACUUCAACAAACUAACAAACGGACAAACAGUAUUACUGAAAGGCGACCAAAAAGAAGAUAAGAAGAAAUCAAAUGUAAAAAUCGCUAAUUGUGAUUCAGAUAAUAAAUUAAAAUCAAACGAUAGAUCUGAGUCCUUAUAG
Messenger RNA from Pieris macdunnoughi, 1530 nucleotides. The record is from the annotation of a GenBank genome assembly. Lineage: Eukaryota; Metazoa; Arthropoda; Insecta; Lepidoptera; Pieridae.